Messenger RNA from Xenopus laevis (African clawed frog), 3639 nucleotides. It is a transcript of the gene rap1gap2.L, whose product is annotated as RAP1 GTPase activating protein 2 L homeolog. Lineage: Eukaryota; Metazoa; Chordata; Amphibia; Anura; Pipidae. Gene Ontology annotation, molecular function: GTPase activator activity. The record is from RefSeq and is a predicted model, not a curated record. The transcript has 23 exons. Gene Ontology annotation, cellular component: cytoplasm; plasma membrane. The coding region runs from base 834 to 3035 and encodes 733 amino acids. Gene Ontology annotation, biological process: regulation of small GTPase mediated signal transduction.
UUGCUGAAGCCAUGGCCUAUUUUCAUUCUCAGUCCAGACCUGUGUCCAGUGGGAGAGGGCAGUUUGGGCAAAUGCAGUAGUUGUGUGGCACCGAGCAGCAGUGAGUUGCAUUGAGUUGCAGCGUGUGGAAGGAAUGAGGGAAAAGAGGAGGAAAGACGCCGUCUGGUUACACCCACCCUCCAGCUCCUGCUCGGCCAGCCUGGGCAGGGAGAAUGCUCAGUUAUCCGCCUCCUCUCACUCUGAGCAGCAUCCCCGGGCUGGGGAAAGUUACAACACAGAAAGCAGCAGGUGCAGGACAGGCUUCAGGCUAUUGUGCUCUGUGUGUGUCUCUGGCUGCUAACGAGCUGUGCGAUUUCCCUGCCAUUCCUGUCCAGCCGGAUCGCUGCAUUCGCUGCUAAGUUAUGGAUCGCCAGGACUGGAUGAGCGUUCGCUCCCCUGAGCUGUGAGGGAUAAUACGCGGCGCCUUUGGGAAUUACUGCGGCCCCACACCCAGUGGCUGUUGCUCAGGUGCAGCGUUAUUACGCGAACUGCAGCACUUCCCAAAGUCACUUGCCCGGCUGCUCAUUCCCCUUGCCGGACAGCUCUCCAGGAGGACUGGGCGACGUUAAAGCGCUGGUGGAUAGAGGUAUUGGGAAUCGCUGGAGCUCACGCUCAGUACACGGAGCUGCUCACUGGAAGCGGCGGCAGAUGACUUGCAUGAAGGUCACUAGUGAGCGCGGCACCUGUAUCGGUCCAUUAGGCUCAUCGGAGAGCAAACAAAGGGGAGGAGGAGUUGCUGGAUAUUUCAGAGGAUAAGUUCUGGUCACUUUGCUGCUGGGAUCCAGGCAGGAGCCAUGUCUCAGCCGGCGGAGAGGAUUCACUCGAAGAAAGCGGGGAUACGGGCGGCCGUGGUGCUCAUUGGCUUACUGCACAAGUCACGGAAACAGAACCGGGAGAGAAGGAAACAGGAGCUGUCCAACGCUUCAGACGUGACCCUUCCUGAUCGUCCCGUAUCGCCACCCGCCACUGCUCCUCCAACCAUGAAGUCGGCCGAGUUCUUUGAGAUGCUGGAGAAGAUGCAGGUUCCAAAACUGGAAGAGCAGAAAAGUGGAAGCCAGAAAAAUAAGGACAGCUACAUACCAUAUCCAAGCAUCGAUGAGAUCCUCGAGAAAGACACACCUUAUCCACUUGUUAUCCUGCCUCAGUUUGGCGGUUACUGGAUAGAAGAUCCUGAAAAUAUCAGCACCCCAACGUCAUCAGACAGCAGCAUAUGUGAUGAUGAAGAAGAGCCAAUGAGCCCCAGCACCUACGGAUAUAAACUUGAAUACAAAGGCUCUGCUCGAGCUUAUAGAAAGCAUUUUAUGGGCAAGGAUCAUUUGAACUUUUACUGCACGGCCAGCAGUCUAGGAAACUUGAUACUUUCAGUUAAAUGUGAAGAAUCUGAUGGCAUUGAAUAUUUGCGAAUAAUACUCAGGUCCAAAGCAAAAACUUUACAUGAACGAAUCCCAUUGUCCGGGUUUAGCAAGCUUCCCAGCAUUCCCCAGAUUGCUAAGGCAUUGUGUGAUGAUGCAACUGGACUGAAAUUCAAUCCCGUUCUGUACCCCAAGGCUUCCCAGUUAAUUGUUGCUUAUGAUGAACAUGAAAUUAACAACACUUUCAAGUUUGGGGUUAUAUACCAGAAAUUUAAGCAAACAUCAGAAGAAGAAUUAUUUGGCAACAGUGAAGAAAGCCCUGCCUUCAAAGAGUUCAUGAAUUUACUUGGAGACUCGGUGUUACUCCAAGACUUCAAAGGGUUCCGUGGAGGACUUGAUGUUGCACAUGGACAGACCGGCACAGAAUCCAUUUACACUGUGUUCAGAGACAAGGAGAUCAUGUUUCAUGUGUCUACCAAAUUACCGUUCACUGAAGGAGAUACACAGCAGCUGCAACGGAAAAGACACAUUGGUAAUGAUAUUGUGGCUAUUAUCUUUCAAGAGGAAAACACCCCUUUCGUGCCAGACAUGAUUGCAUCUAACUUUCUGCAUGCUUACAUUGUUGUGCAAGUUGAAAACCCAGACACCGAUAUCACAACGUACAAGAUAUCUGUGACUGCCAGAGAAGAUGUGCCAUCAUUUGGGCCUCCACUGCCAAAUCCCCCAGUAUUUCAAAAAAAUUCAGAGUUCCGUGAAUUUUUGCUGACCAAGCUCAUUAAUGCAGAGCACGCAUGCUGCAAGUCGGACAAGUUUGCUAAGCUCGAGGAUCGGACAAGGGCAGCACUCUUGGACAACCUUCAUGAUGACCUUCAUGUACAUACACAAGCGAUGCUAGGCCUGGGCCCAGAGGAAGACAAGUUGGAAAACGGUGCUCACGGUGGAUUCCUGGAGUCAUUUAAGAGAGCAAUACGAGUUCGCAGCCAUUCCAUGGAAACUAUGGUGGGAAGUCAGAAGAAACACCAGUCUGCCGGGAUCUCCGGAAGCCUCAGUGGAGGAAUCGUUCAUACAAGUGCCGAAAUCACCAAAACCACCUUCUCGCCUCCUGCUGUUGUCACAAAGACACAGUCUAAGAGCCCAAUAAAAAGGAGAUCCGGUCUAUUCCCUCGUCUGCACACAGGAACAGAAACAACAGAAAGUCGGGCUCGAAGCGACAGUGUCACUACCCCACAGAAAACCACUGAUGCUCCAUCUACCACCCAGGAUGUAAAAUCAGAAACCUCGUCUAACCCCAGCUCCCCAGAGAUAGGCCCCAACAAAGAAAGGCCCUUCAGCAAACUGAAAGAAAAUGGAAAGUCCAAUAUCUCCCGUUCUUCAUCCAGUACAAGCAGCUUUAGCAGUACAGCGGGGGAGAGUGAAGCCAUGGAAGAAUAUGAGAGCAUGGGCAGCCAACCACUGACCGCAUCACCCUUCAAACAGGAAGUUUUUGCCUACAGCCCCUCACCCAGCAACGAAAACCAAGCUGCCACUACCCCUGUAAUCAUGAGCAGGAGCCCAACAGAUAUAAAGAGCAGGAAUUCCCCAAGAUCGAACCUCAAAUUCCGUUUUGAUAAACUCAGCCAGUCAAGUUCUGGCUCAAGUACAUGAGCCGGCAUUUACUUGAGGCGAAUCCUCAGUCUUCAUUUCUACACCUGUAAAGGUAUAUUCACAAGUUCCACAGAUAGUUACUGCCACGAUCCUUGAAUGGAUAUCUUAAAGAACCAACCAGUUCCCAAUGAUUUGACGAAGGAACUGCCAUUUUAGCGCACUCCCUGUGUCCAGUGAAACUUGUCUCGUGAAGCAGAGUUCAUAUCUGUCAAUCUAAUCCAUUUCGUCAAAAUGUCUCUCUAUAUUUUUUUUUCAAUGUUCAUGGAGGGUAGAAAGCCUUGUUACCUUGAUUUGCACAAUCUUUUUAUUCAGCGCCACAUAUUUAUUCUCCCUGUGCCAAUUUCUGGAAUAGAUGUCAUGAAAAGAUGAGCGUGCGCUCAGUGUCUCACCCUAAAUUUGGAUUUCCUGUAUAGAAAUGGAUCUUGAAUUCUGAUAAAGUGGUUAUAAACCUGUUGCUUUUAUGCCUGGCUGGAUCCUACUUGAAAAUCUUCCUGUGGCCUGUGCCAAGCUCUUUGCUGUUUCCUGUAUUAUUGUGCUGGUCGGCAUGCUGGAGACAGGUUCAAACAUGGCUGCAUAUUUGUACAUGAAAAUGCCCCUGAAUGUU